Messenger RNA from Cyclopterus lumpus (lumpfish), 7289 nucleotides. It is a transcript of the gene baz1b, whose product is annotated as bromodomain adjacent to zinc finger domain, 1B. Gene Ontology annotation, biological process: chromatin remodeling. Gene Ontology annotation, molecular function: histone H2AXY142 kinase activity; protein binding. The coding region runs from base 717 to 5492 and encodes 1591 amino acids. The transcript is spliced from 21 exons. The record is from RefSeq and is a predicted model, not a curated record. Gene Ontology annotation, cellular component: WICH complex. NCBI's taxonomy places the organism in Eukaryota, Metazoa, Chordata, Actinopteri, Perciformes, Cyclopteridae.
ACGCCGAGAGAGGGAGGGUCGUGCGUGCGACGCUGCUUGCUGCCGGGGAAACGGAGUUCCGAUUGCGGACGGAUUGUGCCGGUGGACUAGAAACUCCCGCCAUUUCGACAAGGAAUUAACCUCUUGAUUGAUCCAGGUUACUUUUUUGCAACACUUGCUAAUUCUCUCAUCCGAUAACAAGAAGCUGCGGCGAUACCAACACGCAGGGGAUACAGUUGGUCAAACGAGAAAAGGGCUAGUUUGCCAAGACUUUGGAUUCUUCAGCGCGCGCCAUAACCUCCUUCUAAACUGAGCUUUGGCUGUUGCCGCGAGUUUGAUUCUCGUGUGUCCUUACAUGUUUAUUCGGAGGAGUUAAAAGUUUACUAACUACACGGAGGGACGCGUCCGGCAACCUGGUCUACACCCGAGACGUUCGCGUAAAACCAGCAUGGCACCGCUGCUACAGGAGAGAAGAAGGAUGCGAUGAGGCGGGCGGCAAGAAGCGCACUGUUAUUGUUUUGCAACGAGAUAGCAUUUCGGCCCGUUUCGCGUUAGCUCGUCCGCUAACUGCCACACGUUGGAGCCGGGCCUGCCGGCGGUAACGUGAGACGCGCUACAAUAUUUCGGGGACACUUGCAUACAUGCUAAGGACAUAUCAUUCCAUAUUGUUGUACUAGUUUGUUACUGGACGAUUACAUUCUACCGUUGGCACGCCGUGGCCAAUCCGUGGAUUAGACAUGGCACCGCUUUUAGGCCGGAAACCGUAUCCACUGGCUAAGCCGCUAGCCGAGCCACCAGGCCCGGGAGAGGAGGUCUACAUCGUCGAGCACACCAAGGAGGCCUUCAGGAACAAAGAAGAGUAUGAGGCACGCUUGCAGAGGUAUAGUGAGCACAUCUGGACAUGCAAGAGCACUGGAAGCAGUCAACUCACUCACAACGAAGCAUGGGAGGAGGAACAAGAAGUCACCGAACUGCUUCAGGAGGAGUAUCCCCAGUGGUUUGAGAAGCCAGUCCUGGAGAUGGUCCACCACAACACAGUGUCUUUAGACAAACUGGUUGAAAUGGCCUGGCUAGAAAUUCUCACCAAGUAUGCUGUGGAUGAAGAGUGUGACUUCCUGGUGGGGAAGGAAAAAAGUUUGCAAGUGAAGGUGGUGAAGAUCCAUCCCCUUGAUAAUCCAGAGGGUGAGUCGGGGGAGAAGAAACUUGAAGGUGCCUGUGACUCUCCAUCCAGCGACAAGGAGAAUGCAAGUCAGGAGAACCAGAGGAAAGAACCUCCUCCCAGAGAAGAAGAAAACAGGAGAGAGAGUCUCAGUGACCGAGCACGCCGUUCACCAAGGAAACUUCCCAUUGCAAUGAAGGAAGAGAAGAAGAGAUGGGUGAUGCCCAAAUUCCUUCCUCAUAAGUACGACGUGAAGCUCAUCAAUGAGGAUAAGGUGAUCAGUGACGUUCCAGCAGACAGUCUUUACAGAACAGAGCGCCCUCCAACCAAGGAGAUCAUGCGCUACUUCAUCAGGCACUAUGCUCUGAGGCUGGGCAUGGGCGAGAGUGCUCCCUGGGUGGUUGAAGAUGAACUAGUGAAAAAAUUUAACUUGCCCAGCAAAUUCAGUGACUUUCUACUUGAUCCACACAAGUUUUUAGCAGAGAAUCCCUCUGCAAAGCGUAAGAGCUUGUCAUCUCCAGAGGGUAAACCUAACAAGAGGCUCAAGACCCCUGACACACCAGGAGAGGAUUCAGGAAAUGAGAAGGGUGAGAAGAAAAGGAAAAGAAAGAAGGACUCUUUAGGCAUGCCCCUUAGUCCAACCAUUUGGGGCCACAUGCAGAAGAUGAAUGGCUCCCCACUUAAGAUGAAGAACUCUGGAUCUCCAAAGAAAGGAGAAGGCAAAGGCUCGGCUCCCUCCACUCCAAAAUCGGGCAGGAAGUCCGGGGACAAGAAGGAAGGAAAGAAGACUGGAAAGAGCAGUGAUAAGAAGCUCAAUGUCCUCAAAGCUUCUAAAAAGGACGGUAAAGCUGGUGCCAAGACACCGAAGAUGAAGCAGAUGACUCUGCUGCAUCUGGCUAAGAGCACCUCUUCUGGGAGCCCUAAGAAGAGAGCCCGCAGUACCGGCAUGGGUACGCCUAAACUGGGGAAGCCACUGCACCCUAUGGCUCUUCACCUCCUCCGUUACUAUAAAGAGAACAAGGGAAAAGAGGACAAAAGAAACUCUCUUUCCUCCCUCAUCUCCAAGGCUGCAAAGACCUUGUCCCCAGAUGAUCGGGACCGGCUGCCAGAGGAGCUCAAGGAGUUGGUGCAGAAACGCUGGGAACUACUGGAGCAGAAGAAGCGAUGGGCAGCCAUGAGUGAGGAGGAAAAGCAAGAAGAGAUGAAGAAAAAACGCAAGGAACUCAAAGAGAAACUGCGAGAAAAGGCCAAGGAGAGACGUGAGAAGGAGAUGCUGGUCCGCCGCGAACAAUCUCGCAGAUAUGAGGACCAGGAGAUCGAAGGUGGCAAGACUCUGCCGGUGUUCAAGCUUGUAGACAUGCCUGAGGGGUUGCCCAACACCCUGUUCGGUGAUGUGGCUAUGGUCGUGGACUUCCUUCACUGCUAUGCAGGGCUGCUAAUGCCCGAUAACCAGUAUCCCAUCACAGCAGUGGCUCUGAUGGAAGCGCUGGCAGGUGAACGGUCCGGCUUCCUCUACCUGAAUCGUGUGCUGGUUGUGCUGCUUCAGACACUGCUGCAGGAUGAGCUGGCAGAAGGCUACAGUGAGCUUGACAUACCCUUAUCUGAGAUCCCUCUUACCAUGCACUCAGUUUCAGAGCUGGCACGGUUGUGCCUGCGACCAUGUGACGCCCACGGGGAGGAGAGCAACCAGGGCUCAUUGGACACAGGGGCUUUGGGCGGCUUUGACGAUGUGGUGACCAGUGAGUUCUUGGAGAAGCUUGAGACAAUCGAGGUGUUUGAGCUGAGCCCCGAGGAGAAGGUCAGCCUGCUGGUGGCACUUUGCCACCGCAUACUCAUGACUUACUCUGUUGAAGACCACGUUGAUGCAAUGCAGCAACGGUCAGCCGAGGUGUGGAAGGAGCGUCUGGCAAUGCUGAAAGAGGUCAAUGACCGCAAGAAGGCAGAGAAGCAGAUGCGAAAGGAGAUGGAGGUCAAAGGCGAGAAAAAAAAAGAGGGAAGUGCAAAGAAGGAGAACAAAAAAGAAGUAAAGGUAGAGCCAGAACCGGAGCCAGAGGACAUGAUCAGCUCGGUGAAGAGUCGGCGGCUGAUGUCCAUGCAGGCCAAAAAGGAGAAGGAGGAGAUGGACCGACAGAACAAAGAGCGCAUGGAGAAGGGGGCUGAAGAGGAGCGUAUGCGUAAACAGAGGGCUUCUGUAGAAAAGGCCUUUCAGGAAGGUAUAACCAAAUCCAGGCUUGUCACGCGCAGGACCCAGUUGGGAACGGACAGAAAUCAUAACCGAUAUUGGCUUUUCUCUGACGUGGUACCUGGUUUGUACAUUGAGAAAGGCUGGGUGCACGAAAGCAUCGACUACAACUUCACCCCUCCACCUGAGGAGAAACCAGCCAAGCCCGAAGAGGAAGAGGAUGGUGAGUCGGCCGUUACUCAGGAUUCACAAGGAGCUGAACAGGAUGAUGGCAGCAUAGACGGUGCUAUUAGUGAGGGAGCCCAGCAGGGAGCAGCAGUAGACAUCUGCAUAGAAACUACUGUACCCAACCAAGGACAGAACCUCUGGUUCAUUUGUGACAACACAGCUGAGCUGGAGGAACUUGUGGAGAGUCUUCAUCCUCAGGGGGUUAGAGAGAGUAACCUGAAGGCAAAGAUCCAAAGCAGGUACCAAGACGUCCUCCACUCUGUCCAUCUGACCCGUAAGGCAAAAAUGGGCCUCAGGACCUGCGAUGGCUACUCGGAGCUGCUCAAUUACCUGCGCAGUGACAUCCAGGAGGUAGCCUCACGACUCCAGAAGGGAGGCCUGGGAUACCUGGAUGACAACGUAGACAUUGAAGAGCAGUUGAAAGACAUGGAGAAUUUGAAAGACUUUGGCGAGUGCAUCAUCACCAUUCAGGCCUGUGUAAUCAAAAAGUUCCUGCAGGGAUUCAUGGCCCCCAAGCAGAAAAAGAAGAAAAAGCAAGGAGGGGAGGAAAGCAGCAAGGCUGAAGAGGUGGACGACGAGAAGAGACUGGCAGAAGAGGCCAGGGUGGCGACAGCGGUAGAGAAGUGGAAGACUGCCCUCCGAGAGGCCCUGACCUUUUCCCGCAUGCACGUCCUGCUGGGGAUGUUGGAUGCUUGCAUAAAGUGGGAUAUGUCUGCUGAGAAUGCUCGCUGCAAAGUCUGUCGGAGGAAAGGUGAUGAUGAGAAACUUAUCUUAUGUGAUGAGUGCAACAAGGCCUUCCACCUGUUCUGUCUGCGACCAGCCCUGUACGGCAUCCCCACCGGAGAGUGGCUGUGUCCGGCCUGCCAGCCCACUGUUGCCAGACGUGGCUCCCGUUCAAGGAACUACAACGAAGACACAGAUGAUGAAGAAGAGGAGGAGGAGGAUGAGGAGGAGUCUGAAGAGGAGGAGUCUGAGGAAGAGGAUGAGGAAGAAAAUGACUACAAGGCCAUGGGUCACAGCUUGAGACCAAGGAAGAAAAAUAAGCAGUCUUCAUCUCGGCAGAAGAUUUCAAAAAGUAAACCCAAGAAGCAGUCGUCUUCAAGUAGUCAGAGCAGCAAACCGAGGACUGGCCCCAACAGCCCUGCAGACAUUGAUGAACUGGUACGACAGAGUUCCCAAACAGGAGUGCGCAGGCAGGUGCUGGAGCUGGAGAAGUGCGAGGAAAUCCUCAAGAAACUGAUGAAAUUCCGCUACAGCUGGCCUUUCAGGGAUCCUGUGUCCGUGGAGGAGGCAGAAGACUACCUGGACAUCAUCUCCCAGCCCAUGGAUUUCCACACAAUGCUCGGAAAAUUCAGCCAGGGCUCGUAUCGCCACGCCCAGGAUUUCAUGGAAGACCUGAAACUAGUCUUCUCCAACGCAGAGGAGUACAACCAGCAGGGCAGCACCGUGCUCUCCUGCAUGGUCAAGACGGAGCAGACAUUCACAGAGUUGCUCCAAAAGCUGCUGCCUGGCCUCAGCUACCUCCGCCGGCGUUCACGCAAACGCAUCAGCCAAGCCCCUGCAACAUCUGAAGAGGAGGAGGAGGAGGAAGAAGUUGAUGAGGAAGAAGUUGAAGAAGAGGAGGAGGAAGAAGAAGAGGAGGAACCAAAGAAAAAAAUGCAGAAUGGCAAAUCAAACGGGAAGAAACCCAGAAAUGUUCGAGGACAGAAGGAAGAGGAGAGGGAGGAGGAGGAGGAUGAUGAUGAUGAUGAUGAUGACAAGAGACGAAGUAAGAGGACCUCUACCACCUCAGGUAGGAAGGAUUACAGGGAGCAGGAUAGUGAUGGCGAGCGGGACACACGGAGAACUCGUCAGCGGGGGGGGUGGAGCGACGUUGGGGGGGCGCGCAGCGAGAAGGACCGGUCCAGCCAGCAGCGACAUUCCAAGCGUCAGAAACGCUCAUGAAGUCCAGGGUGUUUGUUGUUUUUUGUCAUCUCUUUGCUUUAAAAUUUCUGUCCCGCUCUUCUAGAAAUGAUCAAGAGCUCUCCUCCUCCACCACCACACAGCUAGCGGGACUUAAUCCUCAGAAGGACUUCUUUUGUGUUAUUGAUUUUUUUCAUAUUUUGAAAAACUACAAAAGAAAACUGAUUUAUAUUUGUACCGUGAUUUUUUUUCUUUUCUUUUUUCAACCAAGAAAUUGAGACAUCUGAGAUAAUGGAUGGGUCCUUGUAGCUCUUAAUACUCUUUGAUUUGAAUUUAUUUUCCAAGUCGACAUCUCACACACACACACACACGUGUAAUUUGACUUAAUGUUGUCAGUUAAAGAGAUGGUGUCCAUGUAGCCGAAGCCCUCUGGGAAAUCUUUCUUUGUUUAAAAACAACGCUGACAACCUGUAAAUCACUCUUACUACUAAGCAUCUUGACGCCAAGAUUAUCUUUGGUCAAAUGCCAGUCUAUAGUUAAAUAUGAUAGGACUUUUACUAGUUUUAGAUAUAUAUUUUCCCCCCAGCCCAGGUGCAGAUUUAGUGUCAAAAGCUUGGUCGACACUUCAGGUCACACAUGUAGUUGCAUCAUUUUAGUGCUAACACGUUUCCUCUCGGCUCUUCUCGUGCCAAGAUGUUUUCAAAAACAUGGACUCGACUUGGAGUCGUUCUUGGUGCGUAGAGCUGACCAGCCUUUCCUCUGUAGUGCCCUGCCACUUUAAAAGAAUUGGUACCUCAAUGAUCCAUCAGUUUACACUCCUGUGUGAAGUGCACCUAUUAUGCCAGCAGCUGCAGGACCAGACUUUAUUAAAAUUAUGUGCAUAAACACAAAUGUGACAUUUGUUAAAAAAAAAAAAAAGGGCAUUUCUGAAUAUUUGAUAUUUUUUGCACAUUUUAUUUGGUUUUGUAAAUGAUAAAACUUGUUGAUCUUAAUCCCAUUAAAUACAUGUUAAGGUGGCUCUCCUAGUCACUGAAGAGAACAUGUCAGUUAUCUUACUUUUCAUUAUCGCAGCAUAAAUAAUUUAGUCACUUAUAUUUUGCAACACAACCUUAAAGUCGCGGAUUUAGUGACACGCGUGAGGGUGAAACUGCUCAAAUGAAGGCUUCCCUGCAUCUCCUGGUUCAGCCACCAGGUGGUGCUCUCUUCCUGCUCUAAAUACUUUUGUCCCAAUAGUUUGGUGACGGUGUGCUGUGACUGGUCAUCGAAGGACAGGGAGCUUCAUAGUGCUGGUGUACUUUGGCUCUACAACUUGUUUUGUAAUAACUUCUAUGCAGUCAACUUAACAAAAACCUUUUGAAUGUGCAGAAGUUUGUGGUGUGGUUGCCAGCGAUGUAUUUGUAUACAUAUGCUAACAAGGCUGUGGUUGGUUUGACCUCUUCUUUCUGUGCUGUUCAGUGUUUUUUUCUAGUGCGGUUAUCAUCCUGAUUUUUUUAAAUUUGUUUCUGAUUUCAUUUGGCCAUUGAUGUUUUUUCCCCCCUAUUUUUUUUACUUUUUUUUUUUUAAUGUUUUUUUUUAAAUCCAGCUUUGUUCCUGAUCUGAUUAACAAUUGUUUAAAUCACUGUUGUAAUUGUUUGACAUUUCAACGAACAAACAAAAGGUGACUACCCUUCUCAAGUUGAGACCUGACUGUAAAUGCUUUCUUUGUUCUUUAAAGGAACUGCAAAAGUCUUUUACACUUCCUUUUUUUAUAUAUAUAUAUUUAUAGUCUCUAAAGCUGGGUUUGGGCAGGUUAGGAGGAUUCACUUGUAAAGAAUUUCCAAUAAAGGCUGUGGACGAAGA